GGCCGGAGGCCCCGCCCCCUACCGGGGUGUCUGUGGAGCCGUGGACGCGCCGGCUUUGAGCAUCCCUGGCGGGCCAGGGGGAGGCCCUGGGGCUGCGGCUUCCGCGGCCGCGGCCCCGCCCGCUUUCGGCAUGGCCAGCUCCGGAGAGGACACAUCCAACGAUGACGACAUGCCCCCUGCAGCAGCCGCCAUGGCGGUGGGCGCCCACCUUCUCGGCUUCUCGGAUGAGAUCCUGCUGCACAUCCUGAGCCACGUCCCCAGCACAGACCUGGUUCUGAACGUCCGGCGCACCUGCCGGAAGCUCGCGGUGCUGUGCCUGGACAAGAGCCUCACCCACACCGUGCUGCUGCAGAAGGACUAUGAGGCGAGCGAGGACAAAGUGAAGCAGCUGGUGAAGGAGAUCGGCCGGGAGAUCCAGCAGCUCAACAUGGCCGGCUGCUACUGGUUGUCGGGUGCCACUAUCGAGCACGUGGCCCGCUGCCGCAGCCUGGUCAAGGUGAACCUCUCGGGCUGCCACCUGACCUCCCUGCGCCUCUCCAAGAUGCUCUCGGCCCUGCAGCACCUGCGCUCCUUGGCCAUCGACGUGAGCCCCGGCUUCGAUGCCGGCCAGCUGAGCGGCGAGUGCAAGGCCACGCUGAGCCGCGUGCGGGAGCUCAAGCAGACGCUGUACACGCCCUCCUAUGGCGUCGUGCCCUGCUGCACCAGCCUGGAGAAGCUGCUGCUCUACUUCGAGAUCCUGGACCGCACGCGCGAGGGCGCCAUCCUCUCGGGCCAGCUGAUGGUGGGCCAGAGCAACGUGCCCCACUACCAGAACCUGCGGGUCUUCUAUGCGCGCCUGGCCCCAGGCUACAUCAAUCAGGAGGUGGUGCGGCUCUACCUGGCCGUGCUCAGCGACCGCACGCCCGAGAACCUCCAUGCCUUCCUCAUCUCUGUGCCUGGCAGCUUCGCCGAGAGCGGGGCCACCAAGAACCUCCUGGAUUCCAUGGCCCGCAACGUCGCGCUGGACGCCCUGCAGCUGCCCAAGUCCUGGCUCAACGGCUCGUCCCUGCUCCAGCACAUGAAGUUCAACAACCCGUUUUACUUCAGCUUCAGCCGCUGCACGCUGUCCGGCGGCCACCUGAUCCAGCGGGUCAUCAACGGCGGGAAGGAGCUCCGCAGCCUGGCGAGCCUGAACCUCAGCGGCUGUGUCCACUGCCUGUCCCCGGACUCCCUGCUCCGCAAGGCGGAGGACGAUAUCGACAGCGGCAUCCUGGAGACGCUGGUGGCGUCCUGCCGUAACCUGCGCCACCUCAACCUCUCGGCCGCCCACCACCACAGCUCCGAGGGCCCGGGCCGCCACCUCUGCCAGCUGCUGGCCCGGCUGCGCCACCUGCGCUCCCUGUCCCUGCCCGUCUGCUCCGUGGCCGACUCGGCGCCGCGGGCCGACCGCGCGCCCGCCCAGCCCGCCAUGCACGCCGUGCCCCGCGGCUUUGGCAAGAAGGUGCGCAUCGGUGUGCAGUCCUGCCCCAACCCCUUCUCGGGGCAGGCGGGCCCUCAGCCUUCCUCCGUGUUCUGGUCUCUGCUGAAGGACGUGCCCUUUCUGGAGCGCCUCGAGCUGAUCGGGUCCAACUUCUCCUCCGCCAUGCCGCGCAACGAGCCCGCCAUCCGCAACUCCCUCCCGCCCUGCAGCCGGGCGCAGAACGUCGGGGACUCAGAGGUGGCCGCCAUCGGGCAGCUGGCGUUCCUGAGGCACCUGACGCUGGCCCAGCUGCCCAGCAUCCUGACGGGCUCCGGGCUGGUCAGCAUCGGCCUGCAGUGCCAGCAGCUGCAGUCGCUCUCGCUGGCCAACCUGGGCAUGAUGGGGAAGGUGGUCUACAUGUCCGCCCUCUCGGACAUGCUGAAGCACUGCAAGCGGCUGAAAGACCUCAGGUUGGAGCAGCCGUACUUCAGUGCCAACGCCCAGUUCUUCCAGGCGCUGAGCCAGUGCUCCGCACUGCAGCGUCUCUGCCUGGUGUCGCGCAGCGGCACGCUCCAGCCCGAGGCCGUGCUGGCCUUCAUGGCGCAUUGCCUGCACGUCGUCGUGUGCCACAUGUUCACCGGGGAGUCCCUGGCCACCUGCAAGAGCCUGCAGCAGUCCCUGCUCCGAAGUUUCCAGGCCGAGCGGCCCGCGCUGAAUGUCGUCAUCUUCCCUCUGCUCCACGAGGGCCUGACCAAUGUCAUCCGGGACGUCCCCAUGGUGCACCUGGAUGAGAUCACCUUAUUUAAAAGCAGAGUGGCUGAGGAGCCCCCGAACCUGUGGUGGUGACAGGGACAGCUAGCGCCGGGCGAAGCUGCUUCUGGCGGCCGAGCCUCCUGCCGGCCACUGUCGCCUCUGUCAGUCUCCUGGGCCUGGAAGCACGACUGCCCUGAGGGGCGUGUGGCCCGGCUGCUGCUGCUCAUGCCUGCCCCUGCCGGACACUGGGGCCCCUUGGGUCCCAAGAGGAAGGACGCCCCCUCUGCCCGGCUAUCCCGUGCACCUGUCGUCUCCCAGGGCCCCCCGAAGCUUCCUGUUGCUUGCUCUUGGCGCUUGGUGAAACGCGAGUCCCAUCCGUGAGGAGGAUGAGAAGGAAGAGCCGGCUGUCCCUGCAGGGCCUGGCGUGGGUACUCCUGAGCUGAGACUUGCAUCUGUCACGGAGCGCUGACUCCCCGGGGGCCCUGACCAGGUCCCCAGAGCAGCACGGGGCCCCAGUGCUGCCCCCCCAUCGCCACUUCCACCCUCCAGAGUGUCUCAUGUGUUUGUGGCCACCUGCCGUCAGGCUCUGCGGAGGGGUGGCCUCGGGCCCGGGGUCGGAGGUGGCCAUGUGUGUGGGGACGGAUGCGCUCACACGGUUACACGAUGGCACGGCUUCCCUCGGGCCAGCUGGGAGCAGAGCGCAGUGGGGAGCUCCAGAUUUGGGGCUCUCCUUCCCAGUAACACACGUUUUAACCCAAUUAUGUCCAGCGUGUUUCCAGCCAGAUGGCGUCAGACAAGUUCGGGGCCGCUGGCUGGGCAGGGACCCCCGUGGCGCUGGGACUGCGGGGCAAGGCCUGGGGCAGGCCCGACGCCAGCACAGCACUCAGCUUUAGGACCUCUUCUCCGUGAAGAUCUGCGUUUCUGGGGAAAUACAUACCUGGCUUCAUUCAAGAAACUUGAAAUAUUAAAACUUAGAAAGGAC
Molecule: messenger RNA, 3173 nt
Organism: Leptonychotes weddellii (Weddell seal)
Lineage: Eukaryota; Metazoa; Chordata; Mammalia; Carnivora; Phocidae
Source: RefSeq, a predicted model, not a curated record